Molecule: messenger RNA, 395 nt
Organism: Babjeviella inositovora NRRL Y-12698
Lineage: Eukaryota; Fungi; Ascomycota; Pichiomycetes; Serinales
Exons: 1
Coding region: 95-346 (83 amino acids)
Source: RefSeq, a predicted model, not a curated record
AUGUUGUGUAUGUGUUCAAGCAGCCUUCAUCAUUCGUGCAUCUUAGACCAUUCAAAUAUCUAUGUGAGGUCGAUUAUCUCGGCUUUACUAUCAUAUGCAUCGUCUGAUGACAAUACCACAUGUUCAGGUGUUUCAUGGGGGUCUAGAUAGCUCAUUGAAGGUUGAUGAGCCGUGGAUACCCCGCCAGCUUUUCAGGGAUAUAUUUCUAGUAAAUUGCGUGUUAUUGGGCCGAGGAUCUACGGUUCUUUUUAGUCCUUUAUUGGUGUCGUUUCCAAAGUUUCUAUUUAAUAGUCCACUUGACCGAAACACUACAUUUAUAAACAGUUCGGGUUUCCUUGUCCUUUGAAGUGAAUAACCAUAGCUUAGUCAGGGUUCAGCCAUAGCUUAGUCAUAGC